AGAAGCUACGACAAUGCACAAUCUAAGUCACCUUUGUCACUCAUGAAAUCUCAGUUCUUCCACUUCAACUCAGCUAUGUCAAUCUUAUCUCUCCAUGCCAACCUCUCCUCUCUACCAAUUUCCCUCUCCAUUUGUUCUUCUUCGUCCAAAGAUACAGAUAGUUCUUUGAGAAAGGAUUGGAGGAAAAAGUCCAAACCUAUCCCACCAGGUGGCAUCUACCCAGCAAAAGAUCAUUGCAGUCGUUGUGGGUUGUGUGAUACAUAUUACAUUGCCCAUGUCAAGAAUGCAUGUGCUUUCUUGGGAGAUGGAAUGUCCAGGAUUGAAAGACUGGAACCCGUUGUUCAUGGUAGAGGAAGGAAAACUGAUAACAUGGAUGAGACCUACUUAGGGGUAUAUGAGGAACUUUUAUAUGCUCGGAAACUUCUCCCUGUGGAAGGAGCUCAAUGGACUGGUAUAGUAACAACCAUCGCAAUAGAGAUGCUUACAUCAGGCAUGGUCGAGGCUGUCAUUUGUGUACAAAGUGAUCCCGAUGACAGAUUCGGUCCAAGACCUGUUUUAGCAAGGACACCUGAAGAAGUGUUGGCUGCUAAAGGUGUCAAGCCAACGUUAUCACCUAACCUCAAUACCCUGGCUCUUGUUGAGGCUGCUGGUGUCAAACGUCUUCUUUUCUGCGGUGUAGGUUGCCAGGUGCAAGCAUUAAGAUCUGUGGAGCAUCACUUAAAUUUGGAUAAGCUCUAUGUUUUAGGCACAAAUUGUGUGGACAACGGUACUAGGGAAGGGCUGGAUAAGUUUCUAAAAGCUGCGAGUGAAUCACCAGAAACAGUUCUACAUUAUGAGUUUAUGCAAGAUUACAAGGUUCACUUGAAGCAUUUGGAUGGUCAUAUAGAAGAGGUUCCUUAUUUCUGUCUGCCAGCAAAUGAUUUGGUGGAUGUUAUUGCCCCAUCUUGUUACAGCUGUUUUGACUAUACAAAUGCUUUAGCUGACAUGGUGGUUGGAUAUAUGGGCGUGCCAAAAUAUUCUGGAAUCAGUAUGCCACAACAUCCACAAUAUGUUACAGUCAGGAAUGAGCGUGGAAGAGAGAUGUUGAGUCUUGUGGAGAACUUACUAGAGAUUAGUCCAACAAUUAGUUCUGGGGAUAGGCGACCAUUUGUCAUGGAGACUGUUAAGGCUGAUGAUGAAGCUAAGUUAGGAAGAGGUCCUUCUCAACCUGCCCCAAAAUUUGUUGGAAAUAUUCUGGCUUUUAUACUAAACCUGAUUGGUCCUAAGGGUCUUGAAUUUGCACGUUAUUCACUUGAUUAUCACACCAUUCGCAACUAUCUACACGUGAAUCGUUUGUGGGGCAAGGAAAGGGCUGAUAGGCACAUGCCCACAUAUGCUAAGAAAAUUGUGGAUCUUUACAACCAGAACGGUCAAAUUGAGAAGAUGAUUUCUAACAAGUGAUUCUGACACUGUCAUGGAUAACUUCAAAGCUCAUAACAUUGAAUUCAUGAAAAUGAUCACCAGAUCAUAACAUACUCUAUAUUUGGCUAAAGAAGUGAUUUGCAGUUUGAACAGCACUGAGUUCAUACAAAGAUCAGGAUAGAGUAUUGAGAACAGUUUUUUCUUUGUUACUUUUUGUGGCAUCAUAUCAAACUUAUAACUCCAAAUUCUAAAAUGUUUUGUUCCUAAAUCACAGAUUGUAAAUCAGUGCUUUUCAAGCAAUGUUAAUAAUUAUUUUACCAAUUUAAA
Molecule: messenger RNA, 1728 nt
Organism: Vigna unguiculata (cowpea)
Lineage: Eukaryota; Viridiplantae; Streptophyta; Magnoliopsida; Fabales; Fabaceae
Gene: HCAR
Product: coenzyme F420 hydrogenase family / dehydrogenase, beta subunit family
Biological process (GO): chlorophyll cycle
Cellular component (GO): chloroplast
Molecular function (GO): 7-hydroxymethyl chlorophyll a reductase activity
Source: RefSeq, a predicted model, not a curated record